AUAGAAAAACCAAAAACUAAAAGAAAAAAGAACGCGACUCAAAGUACAGGAUUUGAGAUCCUGACCAACCUGCGUCGUGAUGAGUUAGUAGUGUGGUGUGAUUCUAUAACCUGCCCGAUCAAGGAGCAGGUUGUUAACUAAAAGAAGAUGACCGAUUCCGACUCGACCAUUCCGGAAGAAAACGAUUCAGUGACAUUGUCAUCGCGAUAUAAAUUAUUCAUCAAAAUUUUCUCGUUUUCGCUCAUCGUCCUCUUCGUCUUAGCUGUUGUAUUUCAGGUUUGCGCAAUCUUGGUGAAUACAAAUUUCAGUCAAAUUGGAGCCGGAAUAUGGUGCGGUGUAGUGUAUGCCGCCACAAGCGUCACGGGUCUAUUAGCCGUCCGUAGCCGCCAACGCGACGACAAGGCCAUGACAAUUGCAUUGCUAUGCAUGGCUGCCGCCUCCGUUUUCACUUCCCUAGCUCUCAUGAUUAUAGCUUUGCUUUCUCUCACUAGCACAACUCAAGGAGCAUACCCCAAGUUAUCUAUCGCAUCUAAUGCUGUUCUGGCGGGCGUGGGAUUGAUUAGUUUAGUCGUGUCUACAAUUAUGAUAAUCAUUACUGCCAUCUGCAUGUCAUCCCGUAAACGCGCAUCGCCGCAGCAUAUUUCAAACGAGAUGGAAGAAAUAAAAAAAGAUUCAAUAGACACUGACUCGCAGCAACCGUCAGAACAAAUGUAUCCGCCUUCGGUGGCAACUGUUUCGCAGCACACAGCUGAAUCGCAUGGUUCGACAGAUUCAGACGGUAUCUACGAAACGCUCAAAUUCCAGCAGAGUAAUGUGGCGGGCGAAACAAGUUUAGACAUGCAGGCAUCCAAAUUAAUUGACCAAUUCAUCGAACCCAUUUACGCCAUCCCAAUCAAAAAGAAGAUAAAUUCUUUUUCGAACCUCUCAGUCGGAGGUGAUUUUGAUAUAGAAGUGGACAACCGACACGAGAGCGAGGAAAAUAAAGUCACAUCGACCAAAUGGUUCAAUGUAGGACCAGUGGAAGAGCCGAUUGGGUCAGAUGUUGACGAUAGCGAAUAUUCAAGAAAUAUUGAAUUGCCAAGAGAGGAUGUUAUAGUUCACCCCCCACCAAAGUGAUACUCGUUUAGUUGAAUUUAAAAAGGUUUUGGGGCCAUAAAAUAGGGUAACCCGUUACACGUAUCAAUUGUUUCUGAAAAUGCUCCACUAAAAAUUCAAAAUACAUGCAUUGGAAAUAGA
Messenger RNA from Daphnia magna, 1236 nucleotides. RefSeq lists its product as uncharacterized. Lineage: Eukaryota; Metazoa; Arthropoda; Branchiopoda; Diplostraca; Daphniidae. Bases 148 to 1116 code for a protein of 322 amino acids. The record is from RefSeq and is a predicted model, not a curated record. The transcript is spliced from 5 exons.